Messenger RNA from Suillus subalutaceus, 965 nucleotides. RefSeq names its product glycosyltransferase family 1 protein. Bases 175 to 879 code for a protein of 234 amino acids. Lineage: Eukaryota; Fungi; Basidiomycota; Agaricomycetes; Boletales; Suillaceae. Gene Ontology annotation, cellular component: UDP-N-acetylglucosamine transferase complex. Gene Ontology annotation, biological process: dolichol-linked oligosaccharide biosynthetic process. The transcript is spliced from 5 exons. The record is from RefSeq and is a predicted model, not a curated record.
UGAACGCUGAGCGCUGAGUGACAACGCCUCCGAUCCUUCCUAUUGCUUCAGGCUCGACAAUCUUGCCAACCCUGCUCCUUAGCCUGACGGCAAUCUAUUCGAACUUUCCUUCAGUUCGAAGUUAACGUGCAGUAUUCAACUUGGAGCCGCUUUUAAUAGAAUUAGAAGUGCACCAUGUCCAGCUGCGCAAUAAUCCUCUUGCCAUUCCUCUUGUUCUUCUGUGUCAGGUUAUAUUUUGUCAUAUUUUCUUCCAGACGCAUCAGGCUCGCCCCGGCAAACCCCAGGCCUCAACGGACCUGCAGCAUUGCUAUUUUUCUUGGUUCAGGGGGACAUACCAGCGAAGCAUUGAAGUUGGCUUCUGCGCUAGAUUUCGGUCGUUACUCUCCACGGACUUACAUAGUCAGCGAAGGCGAUGCGUUUAGUGCACAAAAAGCUCUUGCUUUGGAGCACCUUAAGGCCACUGACGAUACUUUAUCCGACGAUCAACCGCAGUAUAGGCUCUUGACUAUACCCCGUGCGCGUCGCGUCCAUCAGUCACUGCUUAGUACACCGCCAGAUGCGGUCAAAUCACUACUAGCUUGCAUGUAUCUUGUCUCAGUUCGCCCGUUGUUCAAUAAGGGAGCGUUUCGGGAACCAUUUGUGGACCUUCUGAUCCUUAAUGGCCCGGGAACGUGUGUCAUUUUAUGCGCAGCAAUUCUUCUGAAUAGGAUUAUCGGACUACCUAGUCCACGGGUGAUGUACGUUGAAUCUUUCGCCCGUGUCAAGUCCCUCUCACUUUCUGGAAAGCUGCUCUAUUAUUUUACCGACCGCUUCGUGGUCCAAUGGCCAGAUCUGGUGCAGUCCGGCGGUCGGGAAAUUUACCGCGGAUGCCUUGUAUGAUUUUUACACGGAACCCGAUAAUUGUUAUUUAAUUAACAAGACUCAUUGUAUUCAACUGUUGUCACAUGCACUCGUCAUUAACUGGU